AUGACCUGGACCCUUGUGCGGGCGACAACUGUCAGGCAGGGAGCCAGCCCCACCAACGGCCCCGACCUGGUGGCCUGGUGCGGGCAACGAGUGUCGGGCCCGGCCUGUGGCCCGGGGCCUCGUGAAAGGCCUCAUCCGGGCGACCUGGGCCAUCGGGCCAUGGGGCAUCCCGACCAGUUACCGUAUAUCUUGGAGCAUCAACCUGAAGGAGAACCCCCAAGAGGAAGACCGGGGGAGAUGGGCUCUCCAGACACCACUGUAAAUGAACAGCCUGAAGCCAGAUCCCCAAUCCAUACCAGGUUGCGGCUACGCAGGGCUCAAUUGGAGGAGGGAGAAAGAGGAGAAGGGCAAUGGUCUUCACAGUUGUACCCCUUGAGAAUUGUAGGGGGGCAGGUCCAGUAUUGGCCUUUCUCUGCCUCUGAUUUGUAUAAUUGGAAAACUCAUAACCCUCCUUUCUCCCAAGACCCCCAAGCAUUAACGGGUCUCAUCGAGUCCAUCUUGUUGACGCACCAGCCGACUUGGGAUGAUUGUCAGCAGCUGUUACGGACUCUACUGACCACAGAAGAAGUCCAACGGGUGCUGAUGGAGGCCAGAAAGAAUGUCCUUCGGACUAAUGGGCAGCCCACCCAACUUCCAAACGAAAUUGAUGAAGUGUUCACCCUUGUCUGACCUAAUUGGGACUUCGACACUCCAAAUGGUAGGGAGCGUCUCCGUCUUUAUUGCCAGACUCUGUUGGCGGGUCUCAAGCGUGCCGGAAGGCGACCCACUAAUUUGGCUAAGGUAAGAGCAGUUCUACAGGGAGCUGGGGAGACUCCCGCGGGAUUCUUAGAAAGACUAAUGGAAGCAUACCGCAUGUAUACACCGUUUGAUCCGGCAAGUGAAGAUAGGCAGGGGGAAGUGAUUAUGGCUUUCAUAGGACAGUCGGCACCAGACAUUCGAAAUAAGUUACAAAGACUAGAAGGAUUGCAGACUUAUAGCUUGCAGGACUUAGUAAAAGAGGCAGAUAAAAUUUUCAAUAAGAGAGAGACUCCGGAAGAGAGAGAAGAGAGACUAAGAAAGAUGCAGGAAGAGAGAGAGGAUAAGAGAGAUAAGCGACGGAAUAAAGAACUGAGCCGUAUCUUGGCCACUGUAGUUCAUAACAAGCAAAUAACAUCCCAGGGAACUGAGAUAGGGAGACAGUUUAGAGAACAGGGAGGUGAGCGGCGAAACCGUUUAGGGAAAGAUCAAUGUGCUUCUAUUGCGACCCUGCUCAGGGACGCAAACAAACUGACCCUGGGACAGAAAGUCACAAUAAUAGCUCCACAUGCUGUGGAGUCGGUUGUCCGCCAACCGCCAGACAGGUGGCUUUCAAAUGCCCGCAUGACUCACUACCAGGCUUUGCUCUUAGCUCCUGAACGCAUUACUUUUGGACCAGUUGCUACGCUCAAUCCCGCUUCCCUAUUGCCGGAGCCGGGAACGGCCAAGGAUGCCCCCCAUGACUGCUCCCAGAUUCUGGCCGAAGUUCAUGGGACUCGUGAAGAUCUAACUGACCAGCCUCUACCAGACGCGGAGGUAACCUGGUUCACAGAUGGCAGCAGCUAUGUCACCGAAGGAACUCGGCGGGCAGGAGCAGCAGUGGUGAGUAACAAUGACUCCAUAGUCUGGGCCAGUGCCCUAGAGCCAGGGACGUCGGCCCAGCGAGCUGAACUAAUAGCCCUCACAAAGGCUCUAGAACUGGCGGCGGGAAAAGUAGCAAACAUCUAUACUGACAGUAGGUAUGCUUUUGCUACGGCCCAUGUGCAUGGUGAGAUUUAUCGCAGAAGGGGCCUCUUAACUUCAGGAGGACGAGAAAUAAAGAACAAGCAAGAGAUAAUAAACCUCUUGAGGGCACUAUUCCUUCCAAAAAGACUGAGCAUUAUUCAUUGUCCGGGCCACCAAAAAGGAACAGAUCCAAUAGCUAGAGGAAAUAGACUGGCAGACCAGACUGCAAAAACUGUUGCCACUGAGCCAAUCUCAGCCCUACCCCUGGAAAUAAACUCAAAAAUGGGACCCGAAGAGACCAGGCAAAACACAGAUGACAUAGUCUGCAACUGGGGAGUUCCAUUUAAAUAUACUGAUAAUGACAGAGCUCUCAUGAAAGAACUCGAAGGGGAGUGGGAUGCUAAGUGCAAAGCAUGGAGAAAAGGAGACAAGGUCAUCCUGCCCUAUCGCAUAGCUACUGAAAUCAUUGAACACCUCCACCGCCUCACUCAUUUGAGCCGGAGAAAAAUGCACGCUCUACUUGCAAAUGAGAAAUGCCCGUUUAUAACUCCUGACCUGCAGUUUCUUACUCAAAUUACAGUGGACCAAUGCAAGCCUUGUGCCCAGGUAAACGCAGGGCGACUAAAACUCCCCCAAGGAGCCCGUGCCCGAGGACACCGACCGGGAAUACAAUGGGAAAUAGACUUUACUGAAGUAAAACCGGGACUGUAUGGUUAUAAAUAUCUCUUAGUUUUUGUAGACACCUUUUCAGGCUGGGUAGAAGCCUACCCCACGAAGAAUGAAACGGCCACGACAGUCGUUAAAAAACUCCUUGAAGAAAUUUUUCCCCGGUACGGAUUGCCGCAAGUAUUAGGGUCAGAUAACGGUCCCGCUUUCGCCUCCCAGGCGCAUCUCCAGGCUCUCAGAGCAGUGAGAGAGUACAUCUGGAAACCGCUUGCAGAGGCCUACAAGGACAAAGACAUUCCACCGUGCCCUCACCCGUUCAAGGAAGGAGACCAGGUGUAUGUCCGGAGACACCAGGCAAAAACCUUGGAACCACGGUGGAAAGGACCCUUUACCGUCCUACUGACUACUCCAACCGCCCUGAAAGUCGACGGAAUUGCUGCCUGGGGAGCGACCGUAACAAGGCCAAAUUCAAGCAGUGUAGGGGGGCCGAAGAAGGAUACUGUGCUAGCUGGGGUUGUGAAACUACCGGGACAGUGUAAUGGCUCUCUGAAUCGACUGACCUCAUCUCAGUCAAGAGGGAAAGUAUUCCAGGGUAUUCAGGGACAGGGCCCUGGAUUUGCGGCCAAGGUCACUGGAAACAAAACUGCGGACCAUGCUUUGAUAGUGUGA
Molecule: messenger RNA, 3075 nt
Organism: Ochotona curzoniae (black-lipped pika)
Lineage: Eukaryota; Metazoa; Chordata; Mammalia; Lagomorpha; Ochotonidae
Biological process (GO): DNA integration; virion assembly
Molecular function (GO): RNA-DNA hybrid ribonuclease activity; nucleic acid binding
Source: RefSeq, a predicted model, not a curated record